This is a messenger RNA of Telopea speciosissima, 286 nucleotides long. Its product is annotated as defensin Ec-AMP-D1-like. The transcript has 2 exons. The coding region runs from base 43 to 282 and encodes 79 amino acids. Gene Ontology annotation, biological process: defense response. The record is from RefSeq and is a predicted model, not a curated record. NCBI's taxonomy places the organism in Eukaryota, Viridiplantae, Streptophyta, Magnoliopsida, Proteales, Proteaceae.
UGUAUUCUCUCUCUUUCUCUCUCUCAUAACACAUAGAGAUCAAUGGAGCUGAAGAAGAUUCGUCUGUGUUCAGUUUUGCUCGUCUUCAUGCUUCUUCUCAUGGCCACCGAAAAGAUGGGGCCGAAGGUGGCUGAAGCAAGAACCUGUGAGUCACAGAGUAAUCACUACAAGGGAUCAUGCUUCCGCCAUAGCAACUGUGGUCAUAUCUGCAGGAGUGAGGGAUUUGAAGGAGGUGUCUGCAAAGGAUUUCGCCGUCGUUGCUUCUGUAUCAAAGCUUGUUAAGGCA